CUUCCAUGUCUUACCAUUCCAACUAAUCACAAUCAUUUUUCUUCUCAUAAUCUCAAUCUUCACAUUUCUUCCUCUAUUUUCUUUCUAGGUAAUUAAUCUAUUAAACCGAGAAAUCUACAGAGAAGAAUAGCAAUGGGUUCUGAAUCUCUUGUUCAUGUCCUUCUUGUUUCCUUCCCUGGCCAAGGCCAUGUAAACCCUCUUCUUCGACUCGGCAAACGCCUCGCCUCUAAAGGUUUGUUAGUCACCUUCACCACUCCUGAUAGCAUUGGCAAACAAAUGAAGAAAGCGAGCAAUCUCACUGACGAGCCCACCCCAGUCGGAGAUGGCUUCAUUCGGUUCGAAUUCUUCGAAGAUGGUUGGGACGAGGACGAGCCAAGGCGACAGGACCUUGACCAAUACCUGCCCCAACUCGAGUUCGUAGGCAAAGAAUUGAUUCCUCGUAUGAUCCAGAAAAACGCUGAACAAAACCGUCCCGUUUCUUGCCUAAUCAACAACCCUUUCAUUCCUUGGGUGUCAGAUGUUGCGGACAGUCUAGGCCUUCCUUCCGCAAUGCUUUGGGUCCAAUCUUGUGCUUGUUUUGCCGCUUAUUACCAUUACUAUCACGGGUUGGUCCCAUUCCCAGAUGAAAAAAACCCUGAAAUUGAUGUUCAGUUGCCGUGUAUGCCACUCCUCAAGUAUGACGAAGUGCCUAGUUUUCUGCAUCCAACAACUCCUUAUCCUUUCUUGAGGAGGGCCAUUCUUGGUCAGUACAGAAACCUCGACAAGCCUUUUUGCAUUUUGAUGGACACUUUUCAGGAGCUCGAGCACGACAUCAUCGAAUACAUGUCGAGAAUUUCCCCAAUCAAGACUGUUGGCCCGCUGUUCAAGAACCCCAAGGCCCCAUCCUCAACCGUCCGUGGUGACUUCAUGAAGGCUGAUGACUGCAUAGAAUGGCUCGACACAAAACCAGCCUCAUCUGUCGUUUACAUCUCUUUUGGUAGUGUGGUUUACUUGAAGCAAGAACAAGUGGACGAAAUUGCUCACGGUUUGUUGAACUCUGGCGUUUCGUUUUUGUGGGUGAUGAAGCCACCGCACAAGGAUGCCGGCCUCGAACUCCUUGUUCUUCCUGAUGGGUUCUUGGAGAAAGUUGGAGACAACGGCAGGGUGGUGCAAUGGAGUCCACAAGAGAAAGUGUUGGCUCACCCGAGUGUUGCUUGCUUUGUAACACACUGCGGCUGGAACUCGACAAUGGAGUCGUUAACAUCAGGCAUGCCGGUUGUGGCUUUCCCGCAAUGGGGCGAUCAAGUCACUGAUGCUGUGUACUUAGUGGACGUGUUUAAGACUGGAAUCAGAAUGUGCCGUGGAGAGGCUGAAAACAGGAUAAUCCCUCGAGAGGAGAUUGAGAAAUGCUUGCUGGAGGCGACUUCUGGGCCUAAAGCGGCGGAGAUGAAGCAAAACGCGUUGAAGUGGAAGAAGGCAGCAGAGGAAGCAGUGGCAGAAGGCGGCUCCUCCGACAGGAACAUUCAGGCCUUUGUAGAUGAGGUGAGAAGAAGGAGUGUUGAAAUUACCAGCAAUUCAAAGGCCGUGAAGGCAAUAUCCAUCAAUGGAGGAGUUUCAGAGUUAGUUGAGAAGGCGGAAAAUGGGAAGGUAGAGUUGGCGGAGAAGGCGGAAGCCAAUGGGAAAGUAGAAAUGGUGGAGUCAUAAGAAAUAAGAGACAGGUGGCGAGUGAUGAUUGGGUGGUGGGGAAAUGAAUAAAUUUCAUGAAACUCUCUUCAUGAGCUCUAUUAUGUAAUGUUGUUUACAUAUAUCGUUGCUGGCUUUCAAGAUUGUACUGCCUUUUUGUUUGGUUAUAUUUCACUACAUGUUGUAACUGGUUAUUUUUCCUUUUUCUUUUCAAUCUUUAUUUUAUUUUCUUUUCAUUGUAGUGAUUAAUGAAGAGGAGGGAAUAAGUAUGCAGUAUUUUACUUCAUUACGGGAA
This is a messenger RNA of Pistacia vera, 1957 nucleotides long. RefSeq names its product gallate 1-beta-glucosyltransferase. The record is from RefSeq and is a predicted model, not a curated record. Bases 133 to 1683 code for a protein of 516 amino acids. NCBI's taxonomy places the organism in Eukaryota, Viridiplantae, Streptophyta, Magnoliopsida, Sapindales, Anacardiaceae. The transcript has a single exon. Gene Ontology annotation, molecular function: UDP-glycosyltransferase activity.